Messenger RNA from Sparassis crispa, 1875 nucleotides. Its product is annotated as Vacuolar protein. The transcript is spliced from 11 exons. The coding region runs from base 1 to 1875 and encodes 624 amino acids. The record is from RefSeq and is a predicted model, not a curated record. NCBI's taxonomy places the organism in Eukaryota, Fungi, Basidiomycota, Agaricomycetes, Polyporales, Sparassidaceae. Gene Ontology annotation, molecular function: protein-membrane adaptor activity; protein binding. Gene Ontology annotation, cellular component: fungal-type vacuole membrane. Gene Ontology annotation, biological process: nucleus-vacuole junction assembly; vacuole inheritance.
AUGGGUGUCAUUUCGAGCUGCUGCGAGUCUUGCUUCCAUUCGCGCAAGUCACAGUCGUAUGAACCCCUCCUGCUGGAGAAUGAGCGGGAGGCGGUAGCAGAUCUCCUUCAGUACCUUGAGAACCGAACGACGACCAACUUCUUCACGGGAUCUCCCCUCUCCGCGUUGACCACACUCUCGUUUUCCGACAAUGUCGACCUGCAGCGUAGCGCUGCGCUUGCCUUCGCUGAAAUCACCGAGAAAGAGGUGCGCCCCGUGGGCCGAGAUACACUCGACCCUAUCCUCUUCCUCCUCAGCAGCCACGAUACCGAAGUGCAGCGGGCGGCGAGUGCUGCCUUGGGCAAUCUGGCCGUUAACACCGAUAACAAGCUCCUCAUCGUCAAGCUGGGCGGUCUUGAACCUCUCAUCCGACAGAUGCUUAGCCCGAAUGUCGAAGUGCAGUGCAAUGCUGUAGGAUGUGUGACGAAUCUUGCGACGCACGACGACAACAAGACGAAGAUUGCAAAGUCUGGUGCUCUCGUUCCCCUUACUCGGCUAGCACGUUCCAAGGAUAUGCGGGUCCAACGCAACGCGACUGGCGCACUACUCAACAUGACACAUUCCGAUGAGAACAGGCAACAGCUCGUGAAUGCUGGAGCUAUCCCUGUUCUUGUCAGCUUACUCAAUUCAUCGGAUACUGAUGUCCAGUAUUAUUGUACCACUGCUCUCAGCAAUAUUGCAGUGGAUGCUAUCAACCGGAAGAAGCUUGCACAGAGCGAACCGAAGCUAGUGGCUAGUCUGGUGCAGCUCAUGGACAGCCCCAGUCUCAAGGUUCAGUGUCAGGCAGCACUUGCUCUGCGGAAUCUUGCCAGUGACGAGAAGUACCAGUUGGAAAUUGUCAAGGCUGACGGCCUGUCUUCCUUGUUGCGUCUGUUGCAGUCGACCUAUCUACCUUUGAUUCUCUCGUCUGCAGCAUGCGUUCGCAACGUUUCUAUCCACCCUCAGAACGAGUCCCCUAUCAUCGAGUCCGGUUUCCUGCAGCCGUUGAUCAACCUACUGUCUUUCAAGGACAACGAGGAGGUGCAAUGCCAUGCGAUCUCCACUCUGCGAAACUUGGCUGCGAGCUCGGAGAAGAACAAACAAGCUAUCGUCAAGGCUGGUGCUGUGCAGAGUAUUAAGGAACUAGUUCUUGAGGUACCGAUGAAUGUGCAAAGUGAGAUGACGGCUUGCGUUGCCGUGUUGGCUCUCAGUGACGAGCUCAAGGGCCAGUUGCUCGAGAUGGGCAUCUGCGAGGUCCUCAUACCUUUGACGAACUCGCCAAGUUCUGAGGUGCAAGGAAAUAGUGCAGCUGCACUUGGUAACUUGUCUUCUAAGGAUGGCAGAACGACCACCGACGAUUACUCUGCAUUCAAUGACGUAUGGGACAAACCUGACGGAGGCAUGCAUAAAUACUUGUACCGCUUCUUGACUAGCCCGGAUGCGACCUUCCAGCACAUUGCGGUAUGGACCAUCGUGCAACUUCUGGAGUCUGGUGAUCCGCAGCUGAUCAGCAACAUCCGUAAUUCAAACAUCCUCAUCCCGAACAUCCGCCAGCUUGCUGAGACACGCACAUCGACGCCUACGUCUUCGCUCGGCGGCACGCCGCGCUCACACCACUCGCCUAGCCACUCCUACCAGGACACUGAGACCGGCGAGGGCCAGGGCGAGAUUCAGCUGCUUGCACGGCGCAUCCUUGACUUCACCGAGGGCGACGGUGAUGCGAUGACGCCCAGCGCAGCUGCAUCCCACAUGGGAGCGUCACUGCGGGACCGCGAGGAAAGCGUGAGCGGACGGGACCACGAAGAGCUGCGGAAGAGCGUGCGGGAGGCGUUCUCCACGAGUUCCCUUGGACACUAA